GAGUUCGCGGGGAGAGGGACAUCGCCGUAGAGUAUCAUCGCGCUCCGAGUCAAUUCUAGCAUCCGCGUUGCCGGUCGAGCUGGGAUAGGGAGCCGAUCGUUUUCCUUGGAACUUCGUUCCGCGUCGGUCAAUUCUCGAGGCGUCAGAGGCCCGGGAAGCGUUUCGGGAAGCUGCGUUCGGAGACUGCGAAGUGGCACGGUGCGCUGAAAGUUCGUGAAGGUUUCUACAACUACCUGCGGCGAACCUUCGAGUCUUCCUGAUCUCGGGUGCAAGCUUCGUCCGAUCGGCAAAAUGAGUUCGGCGGUUAUCGCUGCGGGGGUUGUCAUGGCUGCCCUGGGUUUCGGUGGCCGAGCGCUCUUGAGAGCCCGACCGGCUAUCGAAAAAACAAUGCAGCAGAAGAUGAAAGAGGUGGCUUUCGAUGAUGUGAAACGCAAGUUCACGUUCGAUCUGGAUAAGCUCGCGGUGGACUCCAAGUACUACAAAGGAGGUUUCGAAGACAAAAUGUCCCGUAGAGAAGCGUCGCUGGUUCUCGGUGUUGGUCAGUCUGCGAAUAAAGCUAAGAUAAAGGAAGCUCACAAGCGCAUAAUGUUGCUGAACCAUCCAGACCGAGGAGGAAGCCCGUACUUGGCAGCGAAGAUCAACGAGGCCAAAGAUUUGCUAGAUAAAUAAAUAUGUAACAUCAAAUCGUAGUUGUAUAUUCAAUAAAUU
Messenger RNA from Galendromus occidentalis (western predatory mite), 708 nucleotides. Its product is annotated as mitochondrial import inner membrane translocase subunit TIM14. Gene Ontology annotation, cellular component: PAM complex, Tim23 associated import motor. The record is from RefSeq and is a predicted model, not a curated record. The transcript is spliced from 4 exons. Bases 292 to 669 code for a protein of 125 amino acids. Gene Ontology annotation, molecular function: ATPase activator activity. NCBI's taxonomy places the organism in Eukaryota, Metazoa, Arthropoda, Arachnida, Mesostigmata, Phytoseiidae. Gene Ontology annotation, biological process: protein import into mitochondrial matrix.